Molecule: messenger RNA, 1170 nt
Organism: Talaromyces amestolkiae
Lineage: Eukaryota; Fungi; Ascomycota; Eurotiomycetes; Eurotiales; Trichocomaceae
Exons: 2
Coding region: 1-1170 (389 amino acids)
Source: RefSeq, a predicted model, not a curated record
AUGUCAGCUAUUGCGGCUUCUAUCCUCGGUAGACAGCACGACGACCGAGACUUUGUUAAUGAGAGCCUUAGAUUCUACACCAGCGGGCUUCGGGAGCUUCAGAAAUCGCUGUGGAAUCCGGAUGUGAUGUACAAUGACGAAAUAAUUGCUGUAUGCCUAUGUCUUGGUUUAUACGAGGCUAUGGAGUGUCCUGGAGAUGCUCAACAGGGAUACUAUAAUCACUGCAAGGCUUGUAUGAGGCUUGUUGAGGCUCGUGGUGCUGACCGGCAUAUGUCGGGUGUGGCGCAUGAGCUAUUUCUAGGCAUUCGAGCUCAAGGGGCUUUGCUUAGCAUGGCGAAUCAUGUUCCAAGCUUCUUAUCAAGCCAUCUAUGGAUGACUACGCCGUGGAAGCUGCGCCCAAAACGCGCUAUGGAUCGAUUAGUGGACUGCUUGUGCGAAGCGUCAUCUAUAUUUCGAGAAAAUGACCGUAUACAGCAUUUGGGACCGGUUGAGAAGCUUGAAUCCUGGCUAGAAAGUCUUGCAAAGUGCUGGAAAAUGGAUGCAGUGCUUCAAAAUGUCUACAAAGAAUACGAAAAAGACUUCGCCCAGCCCAUGUAUUGGUCGGUCUUGUCGAAAGAGCCCAAUUCAGCCGAUGAUCCUGUCCGUGGGAAAGUGUUUCCUGUCGCUUACAGGUUUUGCAGCAUGACAGUGGCGCGCUCGCUUAUGAUGUACUGGGCAGUCUCACUUCUGACAUGGAAUGGCUUGUCUCUUCUCUAUAUGGGUAUAGCCAGUCUGGAGUUUGACGCCAGUGAUGCAUAUUGCUCCAACUUUCCCGACUGUGAAGCAUUCCAAGACAACAUGUGCCACUGUAGGUACCUACGCCUCCAGCCAUCAGGUUCAUACAGCUACGACAUAUCUCAUUUUACUUCGUUGGGCCACAGGAUAAACUUCAAGAGUCUGAUCGAUGACGUCUGUCAAUCUAUCGAAUAUUGCCUCGAAUCUGAAAUAGCUGUAUGGGGGACGUGGUCGGCCGGGACACCUCUAACGCUGGUGUAUGAGACGGUCAAGUACUAUCCAGGACUAGAAAGGGAGGUGCAAUGGAUGGAAGCAGCACUACGAAAACUUCAAGGGCGUGGAUUACGGAUUCUCAAGUACACCACGACGUUGAAUCAGCCCAGAGUUGAUUCUUGA